AUGGUUACUACGCGAAGUGCCGAAUCUCGUUUGGAGGAUGUAGAGAAGGCGAUUGGGGAAUUGUCUGUCGUCGUUCGGGAGUUGCAGACUUUCCAAGCGUCAACAGAAGCCCGCCACUCAUCUAUGGAGACCAAACUUGAUGCCUUGAUGAAGAAGUUUUCCAUCUCUGUUGAUACUCCACACGACGAGGAAUCUGGCGGGAGUCACCACAACGAGGAGGAGACUUUACCACCCAUGCACAAGAUGGACCUUCCAGGUUUUGAUGGGUCCGAUGCCCACUCUUGGUUGGCUCGUGCUGAACAAUAUUUUUUAGUGCACGCUACGCCCACUGAUCAACGCGUUAAAAUUGCGCUCAUUGCUAUGUCCAGUUCUGCCAUGCCAUGGAUACAGAUGUUGCUGCGACGCUGCCCUAGUUUGACUUGGUCGCGUUUUACUCGCGAGUUAUUGAUUCGUUUUGGGGAUGGGUCUGCUAUUAAUGGCUUUGAAGCUUUAGCUACUACAAACCAGACGGGGACUCUGGAUGAGUAUAUUUCUGCUUUUGAAACACGAGUAUCCCAGCUGCCGGAAUUCUCGAAUGAGCAAUACUUGGGUUUUUUCCUCGGGGGAUUGAAGAAGGAACUUCGCAUGAUGAUUCAGGACCUGACUAUUACAGACUAUUCUGCUGCUAUCCAGAUGGCAAGAAAGCUCGACUCGGUUUGUACUCCACAAACGAGUUCUCCCUCUUUUCGGGUUACCACUACCCCCACGCCUCCAUCACGGUCUAGUUUCCAGCCGCGUUCUUCCCAGGUUGUUUCUACGCUGCAACCCCAGCAGCAGGCAGCUUCCUCUCACGCAUCUUGGACACCACGGCCUCCGCGUCGUUUCCGCAACAUGACGGAUGAGACGUACAGGAAGCACUUGGCCGCAGGUACUUGUUUCAAAUGUGGCCUUAAAUUCGGACCGACUCACCGCUGUCCUCCAAACACACUACACGUUAUGGUGGGAGAGUUGGAAGACGACGCCGUCGAUGACGUAUUCAUGUUGGAGGAUAGUAUUCCGACCGAGCAAGAACAACAUGAACAGCCACAACUCCAAUCUCUGGACCUAUCUGAGUUGACAUCAUUUGGGUUUGAUGGACCCCAAACCAUGAAAUUAUUCGGCCGUGUCGGUGCAUCACGCCUCAAAAUUAUGGUGGAUAGUGGCGCUAGCCACUAUUUUGUGGCAGAACAGGUAGCCCGAAAGUUAAAGUGGGCCAUUGAAUCGAUCGAGCGAUUUUCGGUGGUUUUGGGUGAUGGUACCCGUGUUUACACCGGCGGCAUCUGUAAGAAUGUUUCCCUUAUGAUCGACUCUGCAUUGUUUAUGAUAUCAUGCUAUGUGUUUCCUCUCAGCAAUAUAGAUUUAAUUCUGGGCGUGUCGUGGUUGGCUACCCUGGGGGAUGUGAAGGCUAAUUGGAACACACUUACUAUGGAGUUCGUGAUUGAGGGACGCCAACAGUGCAUUCGGGGUGAUCCUACUUUAACUCGCAAACCAUGCACCUAUCGGGAACUAAAGUCACUUGAAGCGAAAGACACUUGCUGGGGUCUGUGGAUUCUGGAUGCUGUUGCCCCUCUUGGUCAGUAUGGGGUCUCGAAGUCAUUAUCGGAGGCUGCUCGACGUGACUUGGCAGCUGUACUUUGUGCAUUCCCUUCAGUCAGUACGUCCGUGAUGGAGCUUCCUCCAGAGCGUGCUAGUGACCACCGGAUAACCUUACAUCAAGAGGCCCAACCAGUUUCCGUGCGUCCCUAUCGCUACAAUCACUUGUAG
Messenger RNA from Salvia miltiorrhiza (redroot sage), 1782 nucleotides. RefSeq lists its product as uncharacterized. The transcript has a single exon. Lineage: Eukaryota; Viridiplantae; Streptophyta; Magnoliopsida; Lamiales; Lamiaceae. The record is from RefSeq and is a predicted model, not a curated record. Bases 1 to 1782 code for a protein of 593 amino acids.